CGUUAUUUAGAAUUGAUCCUAUGCAAGAUUUUCAUUGGUCAUUCAAACGUACCUGUUGAUUUCAUUAUGAAAUUACUGACCACGCUUGCAUUUGCCAAGACCGUCUAGUGGACACAAGCCUAUAGUAGUUGUUUUAUUCCAACAUGGGUGUACAAUGUUGAAAUUCAACAAGAAAUCCUCAGCUUGGCAGAUAUUGUUUAUCCUGACCAGUCUCUUCGUCUACCUCUGUCUGUACUCAAACGUUUUCGAUGGUUUACGGGCUAUCCGGGGAAACUUCGUGUACACAGUAGUGAAAAGAGAUCUAUCAUCGUUGUUGCACCACCAGUUCCGGUCUGUGUCCUACUACCUACAGCUUCUCGAGCAGAUGGGAACACAACCGGAAGUUCUGGCUUUAAAUGGAACCACCGCUGUCGCCUUCAAUGUUCCGACUACGACCCCGCUAGCAACGACACCGAUUAUCCUCGAAAACGUCGACAAUACGUUACUGGACAUGUUAAAAGUUCGUAUUCUCUCCAACUCAACAUUACCGUUGCUUACACUGUUCUCCUCAUGGAAUGCAAAUCCAAAAAAAAAUCUCGUUCAUAAUCUCACUCUUAUUAACUGGAGGUCAUUGCACCCUUAUGUGAUCCCGGUUGUUUUCUCGAACGAGAGUUCAAUUAUAAACGAGUGUAACCAGGCGAGCGUCAUAACGUUGCCGCUUUCGGCCGUUGCAGCAGGCGGCAUUCCGGUGCUGAAGUACAUGUAUCGGGACGUCAUGAACCUUUUUAAUACGUCAUUUUAUGCUUUUAGUAACGGUGACAUUCUUUUCACAAAAGAAUUGAUCCACACGUUGGCUCAGAUGAUUAAGUCAACAACGGAGGAUAUGAGAAAGCCUAUUUUAAUUGUUGGACGCAGAACCAACGUCGAACACAUCACGAUAGAUGAGGGAUCCGAUUGGGGUAAUAUUACACGCAUUUCGAAAAGUAAAGGCAAACUGUUUACCCACGUAGCUGAGGACUACUUUAUUACUACGCAAACGUAUCCGUGGAAUGAUGUUCCGGAAGUUGUGAUAGGGCGGAGGGCUUAUGACAAUUGGUUAGUCUAUAAUUCGAGAAAAAUGAAAUACAAUGUAAUUGACGCUACCAAUACUAUCCUGGCUGUACAUCAGACCACGCAGGCAGGAAAUUUCGAAGGUCAUGGUCAUUCUAACAGAGACUACAAUCAUAAUUUAUUAACCAAAAUGUACAAAAAUAUAAAAUAUUAUGCCGGCGGAUUAGCGUGCGUGGAAAGGUUUACUCAAUACAAAUCCAAACUAUUUCAGAUCAAAACGAGAAAAGUGCAUCCGACAUGCGGUGUAUAAUAUUAUUGGUAAAUAUUUACUAAGUAGUUAUUUUUUUGUUUUAUUAUAUUAUAUGUUUAUGUUUGGCUGAAACGUUUAAAAUAUGUAAUUGUACUGUCAUGCCAUUAUUCUUUGCUUUAUUGUUAUAAUUUUGACAAUCGGAAUUGUAAUGGUCAUCAAAUAAAUA
This is a messenger RNA of Dreissena polymorpha, 1505 nucleotides long. RefSeq lists its product as uncharacterized. The record is from RefSeq and is a predicted model, not a curated record. The coding region runs from base 155 to 1339 and encodes 394 amino acids. The transcript is spliced from 3 exons. NCBI's taxonomy places the organism in Eukaryota, Metazoa, Mollusca, Bivalvia, Myida, Dreissenidae.